This is a messenger RNA of Oryzias melastigma (Indian medaka), 1223 nucleotides long. RefSeq lists its product as uncharacterized. NCBI's taxonomy places the organism in Eukaryota, Metazoa, Chordata, Actinopteri, Beloniformes, Adrianichthyidae. The record is from RefSeq and is a predicted model, not a curated record. The transcript has a single exon. Bases 319 to 1047 code for a protein of 242 amino acids.
CGGUGCUGUUGCGCUGCAUGGUUUUCAGAGUGUCCCUCACACUCCAGUCCACGCUCUUCCACCCGAGUGUCGUUUUUCAUCUGGGAAGCGAAUCCAUCUUUGAAUCGAAAUUCAACUCCAAGUCCCAGAGUUCACACCCACUAACUUAUUCAGUGACUCCACUGGGGAUAUUUAUCUGCUUUACCAUCAACCCCCUCCAGCUGCAGAUGAUCUGAAGAAAACAAGUCUCUUUGUCUAAAGCGAACAAACGUCUCACUAAUGGGGCUUUUAAUGGCAUGGUACGCUGAUACGAGGGAGUCUACAGUGCUGCUGCAGUGAAUGUCACCCCCCCAUCCUGUUUGGAUAGAGGAAGCAUUACACACUCACGGAGAAUGUUUCAGCCGCCGUCACCCGCCGUGGCUUCUCCUCCGAGGUCACACACUAAUCCCUGCAGUGGCUCUUCCGCUGGGAUUUCUUAACCACUGUGUGUGUUUUGCCCCCAAUGAGGCAGCCUCUCACUCAAUGUCCCCCCUCCCUCCGCUCUUCUAUCUGAAGUCCUCUGGCCACAUGGAGGAGGAAGAGUGUGUGAUCCAGAAGAAGCUGAAGAGGAGAAGUCUGAGCGAGCACGCCGCCCCGACCCAAAACAGCAAAGCGUGCACUGAGCGCUUCCCCUGUCUGUGGGAGGACAUCAGCCUGAUACAGACCGGACUGUCGGUCUCUGCAGACGCGAGCAGCAUCCUGCAACGGGACAUAGAAGCCCUGCUUUCUACCUGCACCCAGAAAGAGGCCUUGUGCAAGGAGGUGAACGAGUCCGUGCAGAGGCUGCUCUCUCAGGCCUGCUGUGACUUUCAGAAGACCAAGGCGACAAGGCUGCUGCUGCUGGAGGACGUCAAGAAGAUAGAUGCAAGUUUAGGGGGCAUUAGGAGCGAUUACAGCCACAGACUGGAGCAGCUGGAGGCUCUGAAGGAGGAGCUGAAGUCCGAGCAGCUCUUUCUGCACCAAGUGAUGAGCUCUCUGCAUCCUGAAGCAGCUGCUGCUGGCAGCUCCAGAAAGGGAUUGCUUUAUUGACUGUUUUAAACAUUUGUUUUACAAAUCAAGAUUUGAUUCAUUUUGGAUCAAAACUUAGGUAUUUUUGUGACAACUUUAAUAUGUGAUAAGGUUCAACUUUUGUUAAAGAAACCACAAAUAAAACACUAUUUUAAGGUUUAAAAAGCUUUUCCAUUACAGUAUUUGAUUAAAAAAAA